Molecule: messenger RNA, 3551 nt
Organism: Austrofundulus limnaeus
Lineage: Eukaryota; Metazoa; Chordata; Actinopteri; Cyprinodontiformes; Rivulidae
Gene: smc5
Product: structural maintenance of chromosomes 5
Exons: 24
Coding region: 188-3421 (1077 amino acids)
Biological process (GO): double-strand break repair via homologous recombination
Cellular component (GO): Smc5-Smc6 complex; nucleus
Molecular function (GO): single-stranded DNA binding
Source: RefSeq, a predicted model, not a curated record
CAGUUCAUUAUUUUCUAUUUGGCAACCAUUUURCAGCUUGAUUUUAAAUCUCGCGAUAAUAGCUUUGUGGACACACGUGACCUUUUUCGUCCAAUCAACCUUUCUUUUCUCAUUGAGGAGCGCGAGACGACCMACGGUUUGUUUUUUUCCCCUCUUCCUGCUGGAUAAACAGCAACUUUUGCCACCCAUGGCCGAAACUAGCAAAAGUCAGCGACUUAGUCAACUCACCAAAGACUCACAAACAUCUUCGAGCCGGGCGAAAAUCUUCGGGGGUGGUCCGCCCCGUGAUUCGGAAGAAGAUGGUCGAUUUGUUGAGGGUUCCAUACUUCGCAUCACGAUGAAAAACUUCCUGACAUAUGACUACACUGUGUUGUAUCCUGGACCCAAUCUGAACAUGAUCGUUGGAGCCAAUGGGACCGGAAAGUCGAGUAUUGUGUGCGCCAUCUGUCUGGGUCUGGCUGGGAAGACUGCCAUUCUGGGGAGAGGAGACAAGGUUGGUCUUUAUGUCAAGCGUGGCUGCCAUAAAGGCUCUGUUGAGAUCGAACUGUACAAAAAUGGGGGUAAUGUUAUCAUUAACCGAGAGAUCCACGUGGAGAACAAUCAAUCACUUUGGAUGCUAAAUGGAAAACACUGCAACCAGAAAAAUGUGGAGGAGGAGGUCAAAUCUUUGCACAUCCAAGUCAGCAACCUCUGCCAGUUUCUGCCUCAGGAAAAAGUUGGUGAGUUUGCUAAAAUGUCUAAAGUCGAGCUGCUCGAGGCGACUGAGAAGUCUGUUGGACCACCAGAAAUGUAUGAGUACCACUGCGAGCUAAAAAACUUCCGCAACAAAGAACGGGAGCUGGAGAAUGUCGUGAAGGAGAAGACGAGCUUCCUGGACAGGGCCAAGCAAAGGAACGAGAGGAACAAGCACGACGUGGAUCGCUACUAUCAAAAGAAGAGGCACCUGGACAUCAUCGAGCUGCUGGAGAAGAAGAAGCCAUGGGUGGAGUAUGAGACCACACGCAAAGAAAUUGAGGGUGUGAAGAGAGAGCGAGAGGACGCCAAGAGGCAGCUUUCUGCUAUGAGGCAGGCGCAGGCGCCCAUGUUGGCCAAGAUUCAGCAGAUUGAUGACCAACUGAAGCCCACCGAGGCACAAAUGAAGGCUAAGACUGCUGCUAUCAAAGAAGCCUCGCUGAAGUGCAAACAGAAACAAGACCAGCUGGAUCGUAAAAACAAAGAGAUCGAUGACAUCAAACAGUCACUGAGACUGAAGCAGAUGGAGGCGGACGACCACCAAAAGCGAAUCACCAACACCCGGCGAACCAUCGAAGACCUGAAGGCGGAGCUGGCCAAAAUCGGCGACCAGCAGGACGUGACGCCACAGAUUAACGCCGUUAACGUGGAGCUGAGGGGAAUUCAGCAGGAGAGAGCCAAGAUCGAAGGCGAGAAGGCCGACCUGAACAGGGAGAAAGACAACGUCACAGCCGAGUCCAGAAUGUUGAAGAAGAGGCUCAGUGACAUGAACGACAUGAUGAAUGCCAAAGAGGUGAAGCUGCGAGGACGCCACAGGGACACACACACUGCCCUCCAGUGGCUCAGAGACAACCGAAAUCUCUUUGUAGGAAACGUCUACGAGCCCAUGAUGCUGGUGAUCAACGUGAAGGAUAAUCGCUUUGCAAAGUACGUGGAGAACCACAUCUCUUUCAACGACCUGCGAUCGUUUGUCUUCCAGAGGAAAGACGACAUGGAGAAAUUCAUGACUGAGGUUCGUGACAAGCUGAACCUAAAAGUUAACUCCAUCUCAGCUCCAGAGGAGUCAUGCUCCAAACGCACACCGUCUCGAAACAUUGAAUCCCUGAGACGUUUUGGGUUCUUUACUUACCUCCGGGAGAUGUUUGAUGCUCCUGAUGAGGUGAUGAGUUAUCUCUGUUUCCAGUACAAAGUGCAUGAUGUGCCCGUGGGCAACGACCAAACCAAAGCCUUGAUUAAAACGGUGAUCGAGGAGCCCUACCUCAAGGUGUUCUACACAACAGACGAGAAGUACAACAUAAAGCGGUCCUUUUAUUCCAACAAAAUAAGCACCAGUAACUCUGCGGUGAACCAGUCUCAGUACCUCUCGAUCACGGUGGACGCUGAGGAGAAACGGCAGCUGGAGCAGCAGCUGAAGGCCUGUGAGGUAAAGUUACGAGACUUUGGUGAACGGAUGAAUGCGCUGCAGAAAGAGGCGGCUGCAUUGGAUCGCCGUGAAAACGAGCUGCUGUCAGAGAAGAAGCGUCUUUCUGAACUAAAGGGGAAGAAGAGACAACUGGAGCAGAAAAUCAGCACCAAACAAGACAGUUUAAGGCAAAUGGAGAACAAUGUCAUCGACCUGAAGAAGAUCGAAGAGGAAACUAAAGAGAAAGUUCAAGUCGUCAAUUUCCAGAAGACGACCAUAGUCACUGCGUUCAUAGCUCAAAUGAAGCUGAGAACCAAGCUGACAAUAGAGAAGGUGUAUCUGGCUUUGGAGACGGUUGGGUCAACAGCAGAGAAGACCAAGCUUGAGAAUGACUGUAGAGAAUGCGCCUCUGAGCUGAAGACGAUGGACCAAAAAUGCAUCCGUCUGGAGCAGAGGAAGGUGCAGCUGUCGGAACAAUGCAAGGGUCAUUUGAAGCGGGCCAUGUCCAUCUGUCAGAUGCAGCCAAAUGCAGCGUUACCUGAAGACCUGCGUAACGGCUUCAGCAAACUACCAGACACGCUGGACGAYAUCGAUUCCAUGCUAAAUGAGGUGCGGUCCAGAGCUGAGUGCUUCACUACUCUCAGUGAAAACGUUGUAGAAGAGUACAACAGGGGAGAGCAGGAAAUCAAACAUCUUGAGAACGAGCUUAAGAAGAAGACCGAUGCCCUGAACGACUACAGACAGAAGAUUUCAGGGGCCAAGGAACGCUGGCUCAACCCCCUGAAGCAGCUGGUUGAACAGAUAAACGAGAAGUUCAGUGAUUUCUUUCGCUCCAUGCAGUGUGUAGGAGAGGUCGAUUUGCACUCGGAGAACGAGGAGGAGUACGACAAGUACGGGAUCCGCAUCCGAGUGAAGUUCCACAGCAGCACUCAGCUCCACGAGCUGACGCCACACCAUCAGAGCGGAGGAGAGCGCAGCGUUUCCACCAUGCUUUACCUGAUGGCCUUACAGGAGCUCAACCGCUGCCCCUUCAGAGUGGUGGAUGAGAUCAACCAGGGAAUGGAUCCUGUAAACGAGAGGAGAGUUUUUGACAUCGUGGUCCGAACAGCCUGCAAAGAAACCACUUCUCAGUACUUUUUCAUCACACCUAAACUUCUGCAGAACCUUCAGUAUGCCGAGAAGAUGACCAUUCUUUUUGUCCACAAUGGCUCCUACAUGCUCCCUCCCAACGAGUGGAACAGCAAGGCUUUCUUCCAGAGUUGUCUCCAAAGAAAAUCCCGAGCCUAAAAUCAUGAGUUCGAGUUUAAAAACUGACACUAACACAAGUAGAUGUCGUUUUAAGGUCAAUACCAUUUAAACUGUUCAUUACAUUUUCAAGUUUAAAAACUGACACGAACAUGAGUAGAUGUCGUUUUAA